This is a messenger RNA of Lagopus muta (rock ptarmigan), 6570 nucleotides long. RefSeq names its product chromosome 6 C11orf24 homolog (gene C6H11orf24). Bases 3070 to 4455 code for a protein of 461 amino acids. The transcript is spliced from 5 exons. Lineage: Eukaryota; Metazoa; Chordata; Aves; Galliformes; Phasianidae. The record is from RefSeq and is a predicted model, not a curated record.
UUGAAACAGGCACCUGGGUGUGUGUGUGUGCCACUAACAAAGCUGAGUUGUCAUACGUGUUUUGGCUCUCCCACAGGCCUACCUGGCUAGGGGCACCUCAUGCAGGGAAAGUUUUAUAGCACUGAGAGGAGUAUCUGGGAACAGAGCACACUGAAUAACUCAGGGUGGUACUGCUCUGAGCCAGCCCUGAGCUGUUUGUUACUCAGACACGCUCCAAGCUGAUUCCCAUGCAUAGUUUGACCCCUCCCCCCCAUUCUCCAUUGCUCAGAAGCACUCAAGCACUGCCCAAUUUCACUGCCCCAAAGCACUCCUAUUUAUUGUACAAGGCCUAUGUUAAAAUCUCCUAAAAUCUCCAAGUUUGUCAAAGCAUUAACAAUAACCUCUUUUAAAAAUAACACUAUGUCUUGUAGCUGCUAUGACUCCUGUUGCAGUUUUAAAUUGCAUAUAUACUGUACCCAAACCCAUACAAUCGAUCCUGCUGAUGGUAAGGGCACAGCGAUGCCACCUCGUGAAGUAGAAACAGGAGGAAAUAGAAGUACAAGGAAGAGGUUGCAGUAAAUCAGCAGGUGUAAUAAGCUUGAUUCUUCCUUUGAGAUAAUGUUUUACCUUCUGUUGACGGUAAGCAGAUUUUUGAUACCUGUUAUUUUUACUAUUUGGAAGAAAUGAUGUUGUACAAAGUGUUAACAGGUUUCACAUUGCAAAGGGCAUAGCGAGCAGUGGAUAAGCACUUUAUAUUGCACUGGACUCACUAGGAGUUUGUUUCUUUUGUCUGCCAAGUAAGUACAUGUCUUCUUGCAAUGCCUUUGAGAGGAUCAAUCCCUUCCACUUAUAUCCAUCAGGAGCCUUAAGCACCCGAUGCUGCACCUCCCGGAGGAGCCAUGAGGUACUUGUGCCACUGCCAACAACGUGUGAUUGCUUUCAACUGGUGUCACAGAUCAGUUUGUACCGGUGGUUACAAACUUGAAGUUAAACAUCACAAAUGCAUGUGAAAAUGAAUAAAAUUAAAGACCAUUUUCUAUCAAAAUCUUCAUAAUUUAUUAAAAAAUAUACAUUUUCUCAGUAACAGAUGGUCAAUAAUAGAUGAUAGAUGGCCUCCUCUGUCUAAAUUAAUGGCUGUAAUUCACUUGAGGGCUGCUGCUGAUGUCAUAAGCUGCCAGAGUGCAGCUUGAGUGAUUUAUUAACAGCUGCAGAAAUCCUAGAGUGAAUUACAUCCUUGUAUUCACUUAGGGUCUGCAGAUUGUUAUUUAUAAGAUAUGGAGGUUUGUGUUUCUUCUGUAUUAUAGGAAUCUUUUGUAUGAUUGUAAUGUAUGGGCAUGGUGCAGGACUGACUAGUGUGGAAGUUCAGCUCCCUGUCUGCAGCAAAGGCAGUCAGGUUUUCUCCACUAACACUUAUCACCAUCAACCCUUUAUUUUUAGAAGAAGCUAAUCAACAUUGGCAGAUGUGUUCAUUUAAGUCCUGCUCUGUGGGCUUUUUCCCCCCCCGAUGUCAACUACAAAUAAUGUCCUUCUUUCCCAGGAAGCCCUUGUUCACUCAGUGUUUGUAGUCACUGCCCCUCUUCACAUUGAGCUAUGUCCAAAACAAAAAAAUAGUUGAGAUGUUGAUGCUAGAGAGGAGUAAGUGCAAUCUCUAUUAAUAUCUGGAUGUGUAGGAAGAAGGCAACAGAUCCAGAAGGCUAGCAAGGGUGUCUGGAAACCAAAAUCUCUCACAUACAAAGAAGAGAUUGUCCCAUCUUCUAAUACUACCUCUAUGUAGGGAGAAAACCUUAUGUUUCUUCCAUGAAAUUCCUGCUCAGUAAAAGAGAAUGCUUUCUCUGUGGCAGGCCUUCAAAUAUAUUUAUCUUACACAUCAGCCCACCUUAACAUCUCAGACUCAUUCUUCCCAGACUCAAAUUCUCUCUGCAAUGAUCCAUACUUCCCAGAUUUAUCUCAUUCUUCUAAAACCACAUAUGAACAUAUGAAAGCAAAUUAAAUAAUAUUCAUUUCUAUAGCCUUCCCAUUCUCCCAAAAAGUGGAAGUAGGUGUUACAAAAUCCUGUUUCCCAAACAAGGGAUGUGUUUCCAACAAGUAAUGUAAGUCCUAAAGGAAGAGUGAAGGGGAAAUGAGAAUAAAUAAUGAAGAGUUGCAUGGCGGGAAGGAACAGUCAGAAUUCAUCUGCAAAUACUGUUAUUUUUUUGCUGAAGAUGUAAAAUUUCUCAACAGAAUUUAACAGUGAGUGUUUAGAUGCUAGUUAGAUUCCAGUGGGAAUAUUUCCAGCUUUGUCUCUUCUCUCAGUUUUGUUUGCCUAUGGUUAGAUCUUGCUGGUCAUUAGGAGAAGGCUGCAUUUAUUGUUGUCAGCAAGAAAUACUGCUUUGCUACCAAACAACUGCUUUUUUACUUCUGCUUUCCUUCACCAGCCUCCGUCUAUAUGAGUGACCUGUCUGUAAGAGGUACAAAUGAUGAUUUUUUUUCCCACAGAAAACAAUUUGAAUAAAAACAGGCUCUAGAAAUUGUUCAGUGCCUUGAGGCAGAGUCCUUUGAAGUCAUUAUGAAUUCACUAAUUUCAGCAAGCCUAUUAUUGCCAUUAUAGCACCAUGGACAAAGCCCAGUCACUUCGAGAUCCCACUAUGUCAGAUAUUGCAUGAAUGUACAGAAUGGUAUCAAGAAACAGGAAAAACGUCUUUUUUCUGCUUUCUGGAGUGGAAUGCUGCCCUCCUGAUUCUUUUGAAAUUGCCUACAGAUUUGUAGUAGUCAAACUUUGUAUAUCCAAAAGCUUGACUUUUCUUUCUUAGUUUUUAAAUGUUUAGGAACUACGUAUGGGGCAGAUGACCAACUGGACCAUAGCCUGUCCGUGAUUUGCAACUUCCAGGGAUUGCCAUGGCUUCAGAAAGGCAGCACUGCUGGCAGAGCAUGAGAUCCAUUUUUCAUGAUGAAGCUGCAGUAACAUGAUGCCAGUGGGACAACGGAGUUUGAACAUAACUGGAGCAUCCUGAUGGGUUGGAUACUGCAGCUGAUCUGCAGCUGAUAUAAGAAAGCAUUUCCCUGUACUGCAGGCUCCUGGAAAGAGAGCUGCCUGCAAGGCCAACCCUGAAGAUGUGGACUGCCAUUGUAUUCUUCCUACUGAUCUCCUUCUGUAUAUGCGAAAACAGAUUUUCUGUCCUGAAAGCCAGAGGUGUGCAUGUAGUGCAAAUAAACAGGCUGACAACUGAAAAGCAAUGCAGGCAGGCUUGUAAAGGCCCAGCUGCUUCAGGUAACCAUCAGUGCAACUGGUCUGUGUCCUACCAGAGUCACUGCGUCCUCUUGCGGUGUGACCGGCUAAGCGUGUGCCAGGAUGCUGGAGACCAAGACAUCAGAGAUCUGCUGGGAGAAGUUGUCUUCGGGGAAACUCUCCUGUUUCACCACCAAAGCUAUCAACAGGAAAAAAAGAGGUCAGUAAAUGCACAGGUUGAACAGCGCAACAGAGAAAACCUGUUUUUUUCAACCACUCAGGCUUACAGGAUACGCUUGAGGCAUUUGCUUGCUGCUGACUCAGCAAAUACAGGAGCAACAACAGCUGCAAGCAACAGUACCACCACAACAGUGACUGCCAGCACUACCACAGUCGUAUCGACUGGCACAAAUAUGACUGUCUUCACUGCGACUUCUGAAACAACUACCAAAGCUUCCAAUGCCUCUGGAAGUCUCCAGACUACAGCCAUGUCAUCCACUGUCUUUUCUCCCUCUCCUGUUAAUGUUACUGCUUCCACUCCCAGCAAUGUCACCGAGCUUCCGAUCACCACUGAAAACUUAGGAAAUAGUAGCUUUGGUUCAGUACUGCCUCCUUCUUCCACUUCUCCUCCCCUUGCUGCCACUUCUGAAGCAGGUACGAGUGAAACACAGCAGUUUAACCCAGUGAGCACAUCCCGCUCCAGUAACCUCACUUCUGUUGAAGUUGGGCUGAAGACACCAAGCCCACCAUUAAACACCUCCACCCAGCAGGAUGCCCAGACCUCUGCUGCACUCACCACCUCUGUGAGUCCACAUUCUGUGAAGCCAACAGCUGUAACGUUGCCAAAAACAAGUAAAGCCUCGACAUUCUUGAGUGAAUCAUCUUCUUUUCAGGGUUCUACCAAAGGUGCCACGGUUUUAACUAUUGGCCCUACAUCAGAAGCUAUGACUGAGCAUGGAAUAAGGUCGACAUCUCACGUUCCCUCUACUAAGCAUACAGCCACAGCUCCAGCAAACUCACCUGGUACAACAGCAUUGAGCAUUGCAGAGACUCAGGGCACGAACAGUGAAUAUCUUCUCAUCGCUGCUGAGCCUCUGACUCAGUACUUAGUGGAUAAGAGUUUGCUUCUUGCAGUGCUUUUAUUUGGUACUUUUUUUUUAAUAACUGUUAUAGUUCUUUUUCUCAUGCAGGCUUAUGAAAGUUACAAAAAGAAAGAUUAUACGCAAGUGGAUUACCUGAUCAAUGGAAUGUAUGUGGACUCAGAGAUGUGAAAAGGUGGGGAUAAAGUAAUGGGUAAGAGAGACGGAAAGGAGACUGAAAACCUACCCAACUUUGUCUUUCCCAUUUGCCUAUCACACAAACUGAAAGUGCUUCCAAAGUUACUUCUGGUGCAAUUUAGGAGAAAUGCCAUGUACUGUAGUAAGAAAAAAAAAUAUAUAUAUAUAUAUUUUUAUUCAACUGCAAGAGAUUGCUUUAAGAAUAGCCAUUCUUAAAACUUUUCCAUAAUGCACAAUAGUUUUGGCCGUUAUUUUUCAUUGCAAAGCUAACCUAUCAAGAGGUAAGACGACGUCCUCUGAAAAUGACGUGGUGCUUUUUGCACUGUUAGAGCGCGAGUUCAUCAUGUUUCAUUGGCUUCAUGUGCUCCUCUCUGGAAAUGAAGUGAAGGAUGCUCCCAGCUCUUACAAAAUGCUCUGGCAUCACUAGACGAGAAGUGUGGGGUAUUGCCACAACAGGGAGCUUCUAAUCCAAUGUCAUGUUUCGGUACGCUUCUUGCUUAUUAAGAGGUCUGUUUACAAGGCAUUGUAAACACUGUUCACUGCUAACCCAAGAUAUCUUUUCACCAUGGAGCAGAUUACUGUGCCUCUACAUUUACAUGAUCUUAUUUUUGUAUUCAUUCAAUAAAUGGGGCUCUGGAAGGGCAUAUCUUGUUGCAUUUCUGUUUUCAUUCCUGUCCUUGCCAGCUUAGCAGCAGACAAGUGGCCUUUUGGGGCUUAUGCAGAUGAGCUCUGCUUGAAUGUUCCAACUACAAGGUCUUAGAAGGCUGCACUGGAGGUGUGACCAUGCCGUGGAAAAUGCUGAUCGUGGAAAAUGCUGAUCGUCUUUCCAAGUAUGGCUUCUGUUCUUUCAGAGUGUUAUGCUGCCAUUCUCCCAGGUAUGCAGACACAUUUAGUGUGCUUAUUCAUUGCUGUGAAUGGAGCAUCAAGCUUUCUCAUUCUUGCAUUCUGGACCAGCUUAGAGUCACCAAUCAUCUGGAACUCUUACUGCACCUGUACACACAGCUGAUCUCAGACCUGCAGUUGAGAGAGAGUAGAAAGCACUUGAUUUUUCAGCAAACAUUCUUCAGUGUUUAAUUUCACUCUUAUUUGAGUGGGGAAUGCUAGCAAAACAUGAGAUCAGUGUGCGCUGUAUUUCUUUUAACUGGACUGAUGCAUCCGAUGCAGUGUUGGGAACGUCCCUCAGUAUAGCUUGGGAAUUGAAGCCAGUUGAGAUGCCUGGGAGUCAGCACGACUGCUCUGAGCUAUUAGCAGAUGUCAGGCAGAUACUCCACAACUGCGAAGUCCAGAGACUUAUAUUUACAUAGAGAUCUCAGGUUUCACCUUAAUUGCAUGACUUAAGCAGGUGAGUCACUAACCACAGACCUAAGCAUGUGGUCUUUGCACUGUAUUCAAGAUACUGAGAUAAGAGCUGUCUCAGCUCCCUGCUGUCUCCUGAGUAAGGACCUGGGUGUUACCUUGGAUUCAGUUCUCUACUUUUUCUCCUCAUUUAGACAUCUCAAAUAGGUGCUUGCUUUUAGGUAGGGUGAGUCCAGUUAAUAAUGCUCUCUGUUUUAAUCUCUUGCUGUGUGAGUGAAUUCUUCUCUGCAGGAAGUGCCUUCCUGCAUAAAGAGUUGGUGUUGCAGCUGUUAUGUAGUAAUUUUUUUUUUUUCAAGUUACCUGAGCCAUUACAUAAGGGCAAACUUUGUAAUUGCUGGAAUUGAAAUAGCUUAUCUUGGAAAAAAGAAUUUUUUUGGAUGAACUUCACGCCAACUAUAGCCUUAUUUCUGUUGGUCUCUGUGGAUCUCCUCAUUGAAGAACAGAAGUCAGAUGCCAGAUUCUGUGGAGUGGAGCAGAAGCUUGUAAAGUUACAUUAAUUAUUUGUUCUUCUCUUUAAAGUGAUUUUAGAGCCCUGUACUGAUUUCUCAGAGCAGAAAGGGGCCUGCUUAAGAUUGUUUUCUUUUCUAAAAACAGACACUUCUUAGGGUUUGUUUAUUAAAACACAAACAAAGCCCUGCAGGGAUAGUUUAAGUAUGUAUGAUAUAAUUACGAGAGUUGGACUUGGGCUACAACUGUAUUUACAAGUCUGAAGGAGUUUCUCAUGGACAGAAUGAGGGUGUUACAACUGCAUCG